Molecule: messenger RNA, 897 nt
Organism: Ruditapes philippinarum (Manila clam)
Lineage: Eukaryota; Metazoa; Mollusca; Bivalvia; Venerida; Veneridae
Product: micronuclear linker histone polyprotein-like
Exons: 1
Coding region: 1-897 (298 amino acids)
Source: RefSeq, a predicted model, not a curated record
AUGAGUAGCAGUAGCAGAAAUAGGGAUGGGAGCAGUUGCAGCAGAAGGAGUAGCAAUAGCAGCAUGAGGAUUAGAAGUAGUAGUAGCAGCCGUAGCAGUAGCAGCAGUAACAGCAGCAGUCGUAGCAGCAGCAGUAGAAGGAGGAGUAGUAGUAGCAGCUGUAGCAGUAGCAGCAGUAGGAGUAGGAGUAUCAGCAGUAGGAGUACCAGCAGCAAGAGGGGUAGGAGUAUCAGCAAUAGGUGUAGCAAUAGCAGCAGAAGCAGGAGUAGAAAAAGCAGCAGCAGGAGUAGCAGUAGCAGCAGCAGGAGUAUGAGUAUCAGCAGUAGGAGUACAAACAGCAGGAGUAGGAGUAGCAGCAGAAGGGGUAGGAGCAGUAGUAGGAGGUGUAGCAGCACCAGUAGACGUAGAAGUAGCAGGAGUAGCAGCAACAGGAGUAGUAGUAGGGGUAGGAGCAGUAGAAGGAGUAAUAGCAGGAGCAGCAGGAGGCGUAGCAGUAGUAGCAGCAGCAGCAGGGGUAGCAUUAGCAGCAGCAGGAGUAGAAGUAGCAGUAUCACGCGUAGCAGCAGCAGUAGACGUAGAAGUAGCAGCAGUAACAGGAGUAGCAGCAGCAGGAGUAGUAGUAGGGGUAGGAGCAUAGCAGGAGUAGGAGCAGUAGCAGUAGUAAUAGCAGUAGUAGGUUUAAUAGCAGGAGCAGUAGACGUAGAAGGAGUAGCAGCAGCAGGAGUAGUAGCAGUAGUAGGAGUAGUAUCAGGUGUAGCAGCAGCAGUAGACGUAGAAGUAGCAGCAGUAGCAGGAGUAGCAGCAGCAGGAGUAGUAGUAGGGGUAGGAGCAUUAGCAGGAGUAGGAGCAGUAGCAGUAGUAGGAGUAAUAGCAGUAGUAGGUGUAAUAGCAGGAUGA